AUGGAUGUAGGUAUUCUAAAAUUCCAAAAUGUACUGACGGAACGCAUAGCACUCUUAAAUGUAAUUUUAACCCAGUACGCUUACGAAACAGAAAAUUUGGUCAGUAUCGGUAAUUCAGCACUUUUAGGUCAUUUUCAUCCAAGACUAUUAGACGCAAAUGAAUUCAACCAACAAUUAAUUGAAAUAAAAAUUAAAUUACCAAUAGGAUUGGGCUUACCAAUUGACCUAGCAGAGAAAGGGAUAUUGGAACUACUAGAUAGUGGAAAUUAA
Messenger RNA from Macrosiphum euphorbiae (potato aphid), 270 nucleotides. Lineage: Eukaryota; Metazoa; Arthropoda; Insecta; Hemiptera; Aphididae. The record is from the annotation of a GenBank genome assembly.